Zingiber officinale is the source of this 3049-nucleotide messenger RNA. Its product is annotated as probable serine/threonine-protein kinase DDB_G0278509. The coding region runs from base 657 to 2834 and encodes 725 amino acids. The record is from RefSeq and is a predicted model, not a curated record. Gene Ontology annotation, molecular function: protein kinase binding. The transcript has 6 exons. Gene Ontology annotation, cellular component: cytoplasm. NCBI's taxonomy places the organism in Eukaryota, Viridiplantae, Streptophyta, Magnoliopsida, Zingiberales, Zingiberaceae.
GAUUAUGAUUGAGACUGCUGGGAAUGCCUGCCCUGCGAUUGCUCUGUGGUUAGGGUUUAUCCUUGAAUCGCCCCCAUUAGGUUUUUUCCAUAAAUAGCCGCGGCUGCCUGUCUUCUAAGCGAAUUCUCCUCGCUCACGUCUCCUAUUGUCGAAUCCGCCUCGCUUCGUUCUCCUCCCUUCGCGAUCCAAUCUGGAGGAGUUACGAAGAAUCUGGUAAAUCUUGGGCGGAGAAGCUCGACAUAGCUCUCAAGGGUUUUGCUCGCCUCCGGCGACUUUCCUGCUUAGUUUUGUGAACUUGUAUGCUAUUGGGAUUUUGUGGUUGCAGGAUUUUUACUGGUCCUUCUUGUUGUUUAGCCUUCUCUAGUUGAUAAAAGCCUUCCUACACUCUGGCCGCUGUUGAAAAACCAUAUUCUUCUCGCACCUCUUUGUGGGUGUGGGGUUUUGAUGGUAAUGCAAGCAUACUGAUUUCGUUGUGGGUAUCAAAGGCAUCGAGCAUUUGGAGACUUUGCCGUGCGCUAGUAGGCCGCUCUCUCGACUACGGCUAAUGUCGAGAUGGGCUAAGAAUCGAUUCGGGCAGUAGAUUAUUUCCCUCCUUUUAGUUAGUCGCAUAUAACUUAUACUACGUGAUCUUGGUCCCUCCAUUGUGCACUAGUGAAAUGGUCAAGUUUUCCCGACUCUUCAGUUCUUUGCCGAUUCAUAAAUCGAAGAAAGUUGUUCAAGAGGCUAGUGGAACAAUGCAAUGCAAUUCUGCAAAACAUUCUGAAGAUCAAGAAAUUAAGCUUACUGCAGAUGAAUUUAGCAGUUCGGUAUCCCAACUGGAGAAAAUAACAGCCCCAUGUUUGCUGGAUACUGAUUGUAAAGAAGAUGAUUGUUCUGAAGAUAGUCAAGAGCUCCAUUUCAAGGCACAGAAGGCAGUUGUUCUUAAGGCAAAAAUUAGAAAAAGUAAAUCUGUUGGAAAUAUCUUGGACGAGGAAAGAGGUUCUCCCUAUAAUAUUAUGAUUCAGAAGAAUGAAUCAGAAGCAAGGUUUUUAUCUCAUGGGAUAAACCAAACUGGUAGCAUUAGUGGUAAGAAACUAGAUGAAUACCACACUGAUUAUGAAAAUUGCUCACAGAAACAGAUUCUUGAAUUCACCGAGUUUGCUGAACCAGUUCAACAUGAAUGCCUCUUUUCCAUUGGGAUCCAUGACCAGUCCAAUGCAGAGUAUAAUGACUAUGCUGACGAUGAAUCUCCUGACUAUGUUUCAUAUGAACAAUUAUCAUCAAAUGGCCAGUUCAUUAGUAGAAAGUCUUGUUCUCUAACUAACCUUGGAGGACAGACUAUUGACAUCAAUGAUGGCACUCUCAAGCUGGAGCCAAUGGGGCCUCAUUCGAACUCAGUUGAAAAUCUAUUAUCUGUAGAUUUUGGGAGAGGCCUGUUUUCAGAUGGCAACGCAGCAACUGCGUCUAGAGUUGUGCAAAAAACUGAAUUACAUUACAUUUCUGAUUGUAGUGAGAGUAAUGAGCUUUCAGAUUCAGACAAAGAUGGUAAAUGCUCAAUUAUGAAGUCUAAUAGUGGUAAUCAAUUGGUCGACAUCAUUGGUUCACCUUGUGAUAUGGAUUCUGGAGAGACAUGCCACCAUUCCAACUAUAAUCUCGAAUCCAAGGAGAUUGAGGAUCAGGAAAGAGAGGGGGGAAGUUGUUCUGAGAAGAUAAUUUUUGAUGUUUCUUCGGCUGAUGAGAAUUGCCCUGAUUGCAGUGAUCAACCUGAUAGUGCAGUGACUUGUGGUGUUGAAGAACCUUCUGUUGAAAAUUUGAAUGGGUCGAGUCCUGAAAAUUGUAAUAUUAAUCGGAUUGCAUCUUGGAUUAGUCAACUUGAUGUUCAGAAUUGUAACUAUGUCAAAGAAUUGGGUAAAAAUCCUCAUCUAAUUUCUGACAAGGUGCCAAGUAAGAAAGCUAGCAAAGUGGGAAGCAAAAAACUUGAUGCUAAAAGUAGUAUUGGAAUGAUAGCAGCUUACAAUUACAUUUCAUCCCUUAGUCCUGCUUCAUCGAGUGCACAGAUGACAAAUCUUGGUUUGGUUGCAACACCCGUUCUCAGUUCUUUUGUUAAUUUAAAGAUGCUGAAUUUAUCAGGCAACUUUAUAGUUAGGAUAACUUCAGGAUCUCUUCCAAAGGGUCUUCACAUGUUAAAUCUAUCAAAGAAUCAUAUAUCAGCCAUCGAAGGUCUCAAAGAACUUACACGUCUCCGUGUACUGGAUCUGAGUUAUAACAAAAUAAGUAGGAUUGGCCAUGGUUUGGCUUCUUGUUCAUCACUAAAGGAACUGUAUUUAGCUGGGAACAAGAUCAGUGAAGUUGAAGGCCUGCAUCGUCUCCUCAAACUAACCGUUCUCGACUUGCGUUCAAAUCGAAUAGCAACUUCAAAAGGUCUUGGUCAACUGGCAGCUAAUUAUGCUUCCUUGCAAGCAGUUAUCCUGGAAGGCAAUCCUGCCCAGAAGAAUGUCGGGGACGAGCAACUUAAGAAGUGCUUGCAUUAUCUUCUGCCUCGUCUUGCUUACUACAACAGGCAGCCCAUUCGCGCAAGUGGCUCAAAGGAUGUCACAGACCGUUCAAGUCGAUCCUUCUCCACUCAUCAGUUCGACCGUGCUUUUAGAUCAAAACACAAAGAUUUGCUUCAUGGAAACAAGUCAUCAUACGGGCGAACGAAGUCUGUCAGCGCCCUGAACUCAUUGAUUACAUCAUCCAGGAACAAGCACAAGUCUGUAACCUCCAAGCCAACCAAUAAUCUUCCGAGUGCGAAACCGCAAGGUCUGGUUUCGGAUAAUCCUUUACGGAGAAUCCAGAGUGAGGGAUCGUUCUGAGAAUGAUUAAGUUCAUUCUGCAGUUCAAGUACCAAUAAAAGGAUACUCUAGGAUCGAGUUAUCGCUUGUGGAAAAUAAUUUCUUGCCAGUCUUAUUGAACUGAGCUGUUAAUUUAGUUGUUUCUUCAUAUAAUUGUGCUUUUAUCGACUUUUAAGUAGAGUUGUUGAUGGAAUUUUUAUGUAGUAAUGAAUUGUCAAGUAUUUGUUACUUCUUCA